AAUCAAAUUCAGUUUAAUCCUCUUCUACACCUCCGGCUUCUUUUUCUGAGCAAGUGGACGCGCUCGUACUGAAUUUUGAGACUCCGUGUGAGCGACCAAACGACGGUUGUAAGAGCCGCUGAGAUAGCCUACCGCUUCCUCAGAUGGUCCAAGGACCAACCGCCGACGAUUGAGGUGUUUCAGUUUCCGGAGAGUUUCAGAUGGCGAUCGACGAGGAGAAAUCGCCGUCUGACGGUAAGAUCCUAGGCCUGUUCAAGCUACCGUUUCGACAUACAGGAAAUACGCAUUCCACGUCAUCGUCGUCCUCGUCUCAUCAUCAUAGUCAACUCCAUCAGAGUCAUAAUAGCUCGCUGGUAGAGGGAUCGAAUUCACAGAACACCGCUUCGAGCUCGGUCUCGUCCGUCGCCAGAUCUCUACUUCCCACACGGCGUCGCCUUCGUCUUGAUCCGGCGAACAAGCUUUACUUCCCUUAUGAACCUGGUAAGCAAGUGCAGAGUGCUAUAAGGAUUAAAAACACAAGCAAGUCUCAUGUAGCUUUUAAGUUUCAAACAACGGAGCCAAAAAGCUGUUACAUGCGGCCUCCUGCAGCUAUUCUUGCUCCGGGUGAGAGUAUCAUAGCAACUGUAUUCAAGUUUGUCGAGCCUCCAGAAAACAACGAAAAGCCAUUGGAUCAAAAGAGCAGAGUGAAAUUUAAGAUUAUGAGCCUAAAGGUGAAAGGAGCGGUGGACUAUGCUCCUGAGCUGUUUGAUGAGCAGAAGGAUCAAGUGGCAGUUGAGCAGAUUCUGCGAGUUGUAUUUCUUGAUGUAGAUCGUCCCACACCAGCUUUGGAAAAACUUAAACGCCAGUUGGCUGAGGCUGAGGCUGCACUUGAGGCUCGCAAGAAACCUCCAGAGGAUACAGGCCCGAAGAUUAUUGGGGAAGGACUUGUGAUAGAUGAAUGGAAAGAACGAAGAGAAAGAUACCUUGCUCGGCAGCAGGUUGAAGGGGUAGACUCCGUUUAAAUUGGAGCUGUAUUGGUUUCCAAUCCAAGCAUCCAUGGAAAACUUUCUGGAUGAGUCAUUUUCUACCUUUCAUCUUUUGGCUUGGUACACGGGAUAUUCUGUUUAAAGAGUUUGUUGAUCAAGACUUGUUUUCUCUAAAUGCAAAAAGAGUGGAGUCUAAUCUUUGCAUAAGAUGCUAAGUACAUGGCCCGUCUCCGCCAACCUGUAGAUAAUUAUUUUUCAUUUAAUAUUUGCUCUCUCUCUCUCUCUCAUAAGGCGUCACUAGAUCACUCUAUUGCCGUUCUUGCAGAUAACUUGAUGUAUUGUAAUCAGGUGGCUCUACGUAUUUAUUAGCUCUUAUUACUUUC
Messenger RNA from Diospyros lotus (date-plum), 1348 nucleotides. Its product is annotated as vesicle-associated protein 4-2. NCBI's taxonomy places the organism in Eukaryota, Viridiplantae, Streptophyta, Magnoliopsida, Ericales, Ebenaceae. Bases 201 to 1001 code for a protein of 266 amino acids. The transcript has 7 exons. Gene Ontology annotation, biological process: endoplasmic reticulum membrane organization. The record is from RefSeq and is a predicted model, not a curated record. Gene Ontology annotation, cellular component: endoplasmic reticulum membrane; plasma membrane.